CUCAAAGUCUUGUGUUCCGCACCUGACCGCAGCCUCCGCGUGCGGCCUGGGUUUGGCUGGAAGGGAGGAGCCGAGCACCGGGUCUCCGCUCCCAGCCCAGCGGCUCAGAUCAGUCCAGGACGCAGCGUUCGGCGGAGGAGCGCUGUCUCGAAGGGGAAGGUGGGAGUUUCGGGAAGUUUCCUCCGCGGAGAUGGAGCGUCCGCGUUGCGUUCAGGGACCGAGAGCAGCGCGGAGGAGCGAGUGGCUGCGCAGCGCCCUCGCGCACCACCACCGCCCGGACCCCGGGGCGGAGAACGAGAUCGUGGUCCUGGCCACGGGGAUAGACCAGUACCUGCAGGAGGUCUUCCAUCACCUCGCGCACCCCAACCAGGAGGAGGCGGUCUCCGCGGCGGACUUCGGCGCGCUGUGCGCGCUGCUGGGGCUGCCGGAGGAGGAGGAGGAUGGUGAGUUCACGGAGCUCCGCUCGGACCUGCCUCCGCAGCUGAGCUUCAGACAGUUCCACUCCCGCCUCUGCGGCUACUUCCGCGCCCGGAGCAGCGGCGACGGACGGUUGCCGCUCACCGAGGACACCGAGCUGGUGGAGCGGCAGAUCCGAGCCCGCUGGCCGCGUGUGCGCAGGAGGAAAUGCGUCACUUUUGAUUUGGAGCGGCAGCCAAACUCCUGUCAGUCCAGUUCAGGCCGGACACCGAAGGACUCAGGUGACUCAGAGGAGGUGUCGGCCCUGAGGGAGCUGGUGGAGGACCUGCGAUCGGCCCUGCAGGGGAGCGACGCUCGCUGCCUGGCCCUGGAGGUGGCGCUGAGGCGGGACCGGGCCCCAGCUCCUCCUCCUCCUCCUCUUCCAACCGUCGCCAGUCCCACCUCCAUCACCUUCGCUCAGGGCAAGCUGGUGCCAACCAGCCGGAUCAAGGGAGGAGAGGUGGCCCGGAGGCUGGGCCGGCGCCGGGAUGCCCGGGACCCCCUGGUGAGGGAGCUGAAGCUGAUCCGCUCCUCCCGCGACGGCCAGCUGAAGGAGGCCAUCAGGUUCAACCAGCGUCUGGAGGAGGAGGUGGGCUGGGCCUACCAGGAGGUGCGCAAGCUGCAGGCGCUGGAGUCUGCCCUGCGGAGGGAGAACACGCUGAUCAGGAGGCGGGCGGAGGAGGCCAGAGAGGCGCUGAGUCUGGGCCUGCAGAGGGUCCAGCUGCUCCAGGAGCAGGCCCAGUUGGUGCCACAGCUGCAGUCCAGGAUCACGCAGCUGGAGACGGAAGUGCAGCAGCACAGGUCCUGCUGUAUCUGCUCCCACAAUCCUCUGGUCCUGGACACAAGAGAAGAAGAGCUCAGCAGCAAGUCCGAUGGUGAGUGUCUGCAGCGAGCAGUGGAGGGAAGAGCUGCCUCUGAUGAGGAGGAGGAGGAGGAGCGAGGAGCGAGGGAUGACGCGGAGGUGAAGACGCUGGACUGCAGCCAAGGCACGCUCACACGUCAGAACCACUCGGCCCAGCUCGGCUCCCAGACUGAGGGCGACAGCAGGGGGCACUGCAGGUGGGGGAGCCCAGCUGCGCCGCCGCCAGUGAGCAGCGCGGGGAGUGGAGAGCUGUGGCCGCAGGCGCAGGAGGACAGAGCCAGAGUGAGGACGCAUCUGUCAGCCGUGGAGGAGCAGUUCAGAGACGCGCUCACGCUGCUGCUGCAGCUGCGGAACAAGGUGUCCUGCCUGCAAAUGGACCGGCUCGUGGUGGACGUGUGCAGGAGGAGUGGCGACUGUCCGACCCUGGUGCUGCGUGUGGCGGAGUCCCUGUGCCUGCAUUUGACGUCUGACCACCGCGUGGGAGAGAGACAGGAGAAGGGAGUCGGGGCGUCUUCGUCGGGGCGUCAGCCCGGCAGCGUCCGCGCCCUGAUCACCUCCUGCUGAAUCAGCUCUGUGGAGGAGCAGCUCUGGGCCAACACCUGUGUAUAUUUCAUCUAUAUGUUACAUAUGCUACAUAUUCCCUCCCUCCUCGUUGAAGUCACGUGCGAUGCCAAACCCUCACAUGGUCCCACAAAUCUUGGCACCAAGGGUCAUGACUCGGACGUGAAGGAUCCUGAACCCUAGACGUCCAAAUCCCCAUGAUGGAACUGUAGAAUAGAGGGAAGUGAGUGGUGCAGCGUCAGCCCAACACUAUAAACCAACAUGGCCGACCUCCAGCUCCAUCUCUCUCCAGGCUGUUUCUGAGCCUCUACAUCCCUCACCACCCUGUGGGACACAUCAGCAGCUACUGUUGGAAUGAGCCGCUCACACACACCUGUACCUCUCAGGCUCCGCCCCCAUCCAAAGGCUCCGCCCUCAUCAGGAGCUCCGGAACUAAACAAAAGUUAUCAUCAGCAUCAGUUUGUUUAUUAAUUUAUCAGGCAAAUAAAGCAUAUUUGGUGCAAAUCUUUGCAGCCUGGAACUUUUUUAAGUUGAAAACUGGCACUAUUUUUUAAAAGCUCUUUUGCAAAACUCCUUAUUUCCUCUCAUGUUACUCCAGAACCAUAAAUGACUGCAACUUUCUCUGUAUUUUUUUCUCAACUCUGCUACAAACUCAGGCAUUUUUGGCUGAAUUUCGCGGCCCAGACAGAAGAGGCAGCACCACAUUGGACUGGUAUGAAAUAACAGUGUUGUUUAUUUCCAGCAGGUCA
Molecule: messenger RNA, 2628 nt
Organism: Synchiropus splendidus (mandarinfish)
Lineage: Eukaryota; Metazoa; Chordata; Actinopteri; Syngnathiformes; Callionymidae
Product: EF-hand and coiled-coil domain-containing protein 1
Exons: 9
Coding region: 191-1882 (563 amino acids)
Source: RefSeq, a predicted model, not a curated record